AGUUCAGACCUCCAGGGCACUAUGCUUCACGGAGCUGGAGGCCCUAUCAGGUGCAUGAUGAUCAUGCUACCUGCUGGGAUCUCUCCAGAUCUUCUUUAUCUGGGUUCCUGCAAGGAUGCUGCCUGGAGCCUGCCAGGACCUGCUGUAGAAGCCGCAGGAGCCGAUUCAUCCUCUCAAUAGAAGAGAAUGGCAUGCUCGACACGUGGACAAGCAGAGCACGGAUUGGUGGAGAGGACUAUAAAGGAGAAGAGAGACGGCACAGUGGUGUGGGUUGGUUGGAGAGUGCGUUGGAGAGUUCACGGGGAAGUUCGUUGCUUCGUUCUUUCUCAUUUCUCUCUACUUAUUCUUGCUUUGGGAGUUCACUGUUUGCUUAUUCUUACUUUACUAUAGAAAAGACUUGUAAAAAAAAUUGGGAACAACAAGUGUCCGGUCCGGUGCCGUGACUCGGAUCUGGACGGGGGGAAGAAGCUGGAAAAUACCAGAGAGAGAGAAUAGGGAGAGCGUAGGAAAAAAGCCGGACGAAAAGUGCCGGUGAGAAGCUAGUAAGAACCCAGGCAAAAAGCCGCGGGGGUAGAAAAAUAGAAGCUAGGAAAGAGGCAUUUACUGGGGAUGCCCGGGAGACUCAGUCUUCCACUACGCCCGCCGCUCCAACAUGUCGCGGACGGUACAGACAAUGGAGUUCUUUGGCUACUCCUUGCCCACUGGCUACGUCUUCUUCCUCAUGCUGGGCACCAUCCUCUAUUUCUCCCUAAAGAUCAUCCGUUAUGGGCUGAAUGUGGUUCCUCUCUCUCUCCCUACUCCCCACCUCCUUGCAACUUUUCUUCUAAGCGAGGGAAACGAGGGGGGAGGAAAUUUCACGCAUUCGUAAGAGCAGUCGUAGAGACGUCCCCUUGGUUUCUACAGCAGUGGAGACAGGUGGGAUGGCAAUUGCGUGCAGCUGGGGAAUCCAUAGAAGUGCUAAAGCUGUGGCCACUCGUUGAUCAGGCGCUUCAGGAUCCCACGGAAGGGAUCGAAUUAUUGCUUAAUGAGGGGAGUGAGUUGCAGGAAGAAUUACGGCAGGGCAGCCAGGCGAGCAGCUAUUGUAACGAACAGGUGAGAAGAAAAUCAAAGAAGGAUUUAGAGAGCCAGGAAGCUUACGGCGGGGAGGAGGAAGCUGAAGAGGGAACCUCGUCCCUGAGAGAAAUGCCAAGAAUAUAUCCUGGCCCUACAAGGCUGGCAAAUUUAACCAUAAAGGAUGAAUCACCACCCCGGUAUCACCCAUUAGUACUGCCAAAGUUUCCUCCUGUAAAGAAAAGCCCUUUUUUUCCACAUGAGAUUGAAGAAGAGUGGGAGGAGGAAGAAGGAGUGAUGGAGGGAGUAGGAAUGCAGGAAGAGAUAGAAAGGCCAAGAACCGAAAGCAAGCAAAGGGGAGCUGUUUAUAGAAAACCUGCUUGGGAGCAAUACCAGGAACCAGGCCAGGUGUUCCCUGUAAUUCAAGAUCAGCAAGGAAAUAGGGGUUGGACGCCUCUUGAUCACAAAUUAAAGAAUUGCAACAAUCAGUACAACUGUAUGGUCCCCAUGCAAGUUUUACACAGGCAAUCCUUGAUAACAUAGGACAGCAAGGCCUAAUACCCGAGGAUUGGAGGAACUUAGUAAAGGCGGUGUUAGGCGGGGGUGACUUCCUCCUAUGGUUAGCUGCUUAUAGAGAAUUUGCUCGAGAAUAUUCAAAGCAGAACUAUAGAGCAGGGAAUCAAACAUGGGAUGAGGAAAUGUUAAAUGGAGAAGGGCGAUUUGCCAAUCCCGAUGAUCAGGUCCGACUACCAACAGCUGUCCUCUUACAAGUAAGAGAGAUAGCAAGAAGAGCCUUGAAGGUGGUGCCCAGAAAAGGUGAGAUAAGACACAGCUUGACUAAGAUAGUGCAGGGCUCUACUGAACCUUACGCUGAUUUUGUGA
Oryctolagus cuniculus (rabbit) is the source of this 1932-nucleotide messenger RNA. The record is from RefSeq and is a predicted model, not a curated record. Lineage: Eukaryota; Metazoa; Chordata; Mammalia; Lagomorpha; Leporidae.